AUGUCAGGCAACCAAGCCCUGAACACCAACGCCCGCGUCGGCCAGCAGGCCGACCUGGGCAUCUCGACGCGCGCCUCGGACUGGUACUUUGCCGUCUGCGCCAUCAUGGCCGUCUCGACCCUCGUCUUUUUGGGCAUGGGCUUCACCAAGCGCGAGACACACCGUCUCUUCCACUACAUCACAGCCUCCAUCACCUUCGUCGCCUGCAUAGCGUAUUUCUCCAUGGGCGCCGGUCUUGGGCGCGUGCCCAUCCAGGUUGAGUUCCCGCGCAACAACGACAUUCUCGGCCCUGGAGGCGUUGGCACACGCGAGAUCUUCUACGUGCGGUACAUUGACUGGUUCAUCACCACGCCGCUGCUACUGCUCGACCUGCUCCUCACCGCUGGGCUCCCUUGGCCCAGCAUCCUCAUCGCCCUGCUCGCGGACGAGAUCAUGAUCGUCACGGGCCUCGUUGGCGCCCUCACGAGCACGAGCUACAAGUGGGGCUACUGGGUAUUCGGCAUGUUCGCCUUCUUCUACGUCGUCUAUGCGCUCGUCAUUGACGGGCGCCGGCAUGCCGCGGCGCUCGGCGGGCAAGUCAGCUCGACCUACCGCAACUGCGGUGUCUUGACUAUCUUCCUGUGGUUCCUGUACCCGAUCGCUUGGGGCGUUAGCGAGGGCGGCAACAUCAUCCACCCGGACUCGGAGGCCAUUUUCUACGGCAUCCUGGACGUGAUGGCUAAGCCUGUAUUUGGGCUACUCCUCCUCUGGGGACACAGGAACAUCGACCCCGCAGCUCUAGGUCUGCACAUUCGCGAGCCAGGACAGAACAAGAUCCAUCCUGGCCAGCAUGGUGGCGAGCAUGGGCACCUCGGUGCCGCUGGGCCCAGCAACGGGCUCUGA
Colletotrichum spaethianum is the source of this 882-nucleotide messenger RNA. RefSeq names its product protein FDD123. Gene Ontology annotation, cellular component: plasma membrane; endoplasmic reticulum. The coding region runs from base 1 to 882 and encodes 293 amino acids. Gene Ontology annotation, biological process: monoatomic ion transport. The record is from RefSeq and is a predicted model, not a curated record. Gene Ontology annotation, molecular function: monoatomic ion channel activity. The transcript has a single exon. NCBI's taxonomy places the organism in Eukaryota, Fungi, Ascomycota, Sordariomycetes, Glomerellales, Glomerellaceae.